GUAUGUUAAUAAAUACAAGUAAGCCAUAUCCUAAUGAAUUUAGCAAUAUGAAGGAUCAAGUAGAAUAUAUUCAUGAUUCGACAAUAAAUAAGAUUAAGCAAAUUUUCCCUUUACAAAAACCCAAACGCGGACUUUUGAAUCCCCUUGGAUCCGUCAUUAAAUCAAUUACUGGCAAUUUAGAUCAUGAAGAUGCACUUCGUUAUGACAGUCUUAUUGAAAAUUUGUAUAAAAAACAAAGUUCUAUAUAAAAUAAAAUCACUUUCAUUACCAAAAUUAUUGAUCAUCAUAUUAAUAGCACUGAGGUACUGUAUAAUAAUUCUUUAAUUUUUAAUGAGCGUCUAAAGAGGAUCGAAAGAAUGUUAAAAGAAAUAAAUACUAAAGAAAAUAAUUCCAUUUAUUCUACUUACGUUUUAGGUAUGUAUACUACUUUUAUUAACAGUUUUCGCAUUUUAUAUGUUACUAUUAAUGAAAUAGAAACCGCUCUAGCACUAAGUAAGGUUGAUGUAUUACAUCAAUGUAUAAUUAAUUCCACAGAAUUAUUUGAAAUAUUGUCACAAGUUGAAAAAGUACAUAAUUUAUCCUGUAUCUAUGAAUAAUUUAGUUAAAAUAGAAAGAACUAUUACUGUUAAAGCUUUUAUUAAGGGAAACCAGAUCACGUUUAUAUUGGAGGUUCCGCUCAUUAGUAAUGAUACUUACGAUUUUUAUAAAUUUUUUUCUUUACCGAUGUAUGAUGAGCAAAAAAAUAAAACAUAUAUAAUUAUUCCUGAAUACCCCUUCAUUAUGGUGAAAAGUUCAAAGUACAUAUCACUAAUAUCAUCUUGCCAGCAAAUCUCGGAGAAUGAUCAGUACCUGUGCACCGAAAAGGAAAUAGUUCCCUAUGUCUCUACAACGUGUGCGGAGCAGAUGAUGGAGUACAGCAAAGACACGUCUCUUUGUAUACCAAGGGCUGUACAAAUAGAAGACUUAAAGUUGCAGAAACUUCCCUCAUCCCGAUAUAUUAUGUAUUCCAGAAAUAAGAUCGUAAUUUCUGAAAGGUGUGGAAAUGAAAUAAACAAGACGCCUGUAAUUGGUACUUAUAUUAUAAGAAUAGAAACCGGAUGUGAAAUUAUUAUUGGGAAGAUUCAUCUGCGCAGCGAGCAACACGCCUUAAGAGAAAUAAAUUAUCAGAUGAUGCCACAGCUUCAUUUUCCAAAACCAAAGAAUGAAAAUUUUGAGAACCUGCCGUUGGACAUAAAGGGAGUUAACCUGGAUGACCUGAAACACCUGUCAACGAUAAUUAAAUCGCAAAAGUUCAGUGAUAGUGAUGAAGUGCAAAUAAUAAAAGUCAAUAGUGUCAGUGUUGCAACCCUUAUAUUGUAUGUUAUAAUUUUGUGUUUUUGUGUAUCCCUAGCGUUAUAUAAAUUUAGAAAUAAGUUAUUCUUAGUUAAAAACCGAAACCCUCAGAACUCAGAAAAUUCGUCUGAUGGUUUCGAACUUAAGGGGGGAGGAGUCAUGUUGGGCUCUGGCCACCCACAAUUUAGAAUUAUAACUUAGUGUAUGUAUGUAGUAAUUAAACGUAAGCACUUUAAGGAUCCCAUAGGUAUCCAUUACCAGGGAUCGUUAGAGGAAGCUAGGAGGUCUUUGGGCAUUCGUUGAGACUUGAUAGCAU
Messenger RNA from Aricia agestis (brown argus), 1648 nucleotides. RefSeq lists its product as uncharacterized. The transcript has 3 exons. The coding region runs from base 589 to 1533 and encodes 314 amino acids. NCBI's taxonomy places the organism in Eukaryota, Metazoa, Arthropoda, Insecta, Lepidoptera, Lycaenidae. The record is from RefSeq and is a predicted model, not a curated record.